Antechinus flavipes (yellow-footed antechinus) is the source of this 4214-nucleotide messenger RNA. It is a transcript of the gene ITGA2B, whose product is annotated as integrin subunit alpha 2b. Gene Ontology annotation, molecular function: integrin binding. The record is from RefSeq and is a predicted model, not a curated record. Gene Ontology annotation, cellular component: external side of plasma membrane; integrin complex. Bases 754 to 3927 code for a protein of 1057 amino acids. NCBI's taxonomy places the organism in Eukaryota, Metazoa, Chordata, Mammalia, Dasyuromorphia, Dasyuridae. Gene Ontology annotation, biological process: cell-cell adhesion; cell adhesion mediated by integrin; angiogenesis. The transcript is spliced from 30 exons.
AGAAAUCUGGCAACAGAACUAGGGUUUCAAGUGGCACAAUGAUGGAAUGAGCAGAGGGAUACAGGUGGGAUUGGCAUCUCUUCCUUGCCUCUGACCUUUCUUUGUGCCUGCUUCCUUACUGACUGACGUUGCCCUUGUACCCUUUUUCCUCUUUGGCAGAGUACUCUAUGUCUUGCUCUGGAGAGCUUCCCUCACACUUCCAUUCUACUAGGUUUCCACUUAGCUCUAAUUCAGCAUUACUAUCUUGUCUUCUGCUAUGUGACUGGAGCAGACUCAAUGCCAGUACUACCCAUUAUUUGCUGUGAACAAACUCCUAAGGAAGACUUGAAUGGCCCCCUUAAAGGAAGCUGCAGAACUGUGGUAACUGAUGAACUGUGGUAAUGCUAACUAGUAAUAAGGAAACAGCUGCCACUGAUAUUACCGUAUUGUAUCUGCAAGGCAAGGGGAGGAGGUAAGAGAAAUGAAAGGGAAAAAAAAUUGGUUUUUCUAUUUCAGGGAAAGUUAGCUCGCCCCCAAUUAUUGGAAUUCCAUUCCAAUGCAUUCAUCCCCUGAUGAAUUUCCCACUUGUCAAACCAGCAGACUCAGUGGGCAGUGUUACAAGAAUGUUGUCUCAUCCCUGUCACUCAAUGAGUUAUUUUGGGAGCCAGCUUGAUAAGGAGUAACUUCCUGAGGUUGGCAGUGGUGGCAGUGGAAAAAAAAAAAAAAAGAAUUGCCUUUAAAAAGUUCUAUUCAAGGUUCAUCACCAGGAAGAAGAUGGUUAGGACUCAGUGCCUGCUGCCUGCUCUUUGGCUCUUGGGAUGGAUACAUCUGCUGCUGGUGCUGGGUGGUGUUCCCCCUGCCUGGGCCCUAAACCUGGAUGCUGCACAGCCAGCCCUUUAUAUGGGUCCCUAUGGCAGCCACUUUGGAUUUGCUUUGGAUUUCUACCAGGAUGACUAUGGCGGCAUCGGGAUCGUGGUAGGAGCCCCAAGGGCUGUAGGCCGCCCCGGAGAGGAGACUGGAGGUGUGUUCCUCUGUCCCUGGGCAGCCAAGGGGAGUAACUGCAGCACCCUGAAAUUUGACCUCGACGAUAAGAACAACAGCGUGGGCGCCAUCACUUUCAAGACCUUCAAGGCUAAUCAGGGACUUGGUGCAUCCGUUGUCAGUUGGAAGGACAUCAUUGUGGCAUGCGCUCCCUGGCAGCACUGGAACGUGCUGGAGCUGACUGAGGAGGCCGGAAAGACGCCGGUCGGGAGCUGCUUCGUGGCUCAGCCCAAGAGCGGCCGUCGCGCCGAGUUCGCACCCUGCCGGGAGAAUGCCAUGAACCAGCUCUACCUGGGGAACUACGUCUACCUGGGGAACUACCGCAGAGACUUGCGGUACUGCGAAGUAGGUUUCAGUUCCACAGUCACCCAGUCUGGAGAGCUGGUUUUGGGGGCUCCUGGAGGCUACUAUUUCAUAGGUCUGCUAGCCCGCGCUCAGCUUUCUGACAUCAUGUCCAGCUACACCACAUCCUCACUUCUCUGGACGGUGCCUUCCCAGCGUCUGAGCAAGGAUGUCUUUAAAUCCGAGUAUCGGGACGCCUAUCGGGGGUACUCUGUGGCUGUGGGAGAAUUUAAUGGAAAUCCUAAAGAUAUAGAAUAUGUACUGGGUGUCCCCAACUGGAGCACAACACUGGGAGCGGUGGAGAUUUUUUACCAGAACCACAGCAUCCUGCAUCUGCUUCAAGGAGAGCAGGUUGCAUCAUACUUUGGGCACACGGUGGCUGUGACUGACAUCAACAGGGAUGGGAGAGAUGAUCUGCUGGUAGGUGCCCCACUCUUCAUGGAGCAGAGAGCCAACCGAAAGCUGGCAGAAGUGGGACGAGUAUACGUCUAUCUGCAGCUUCGAACCCCACAUUCCCUGGGCAACCCCAAGCAUCUGACGGGCACUGAGUUAUAUGGGCGCUUUGGCUCAGCUAUUGCUCCUCUUGGUGAUCUGGACCAGGAUGGAUACAAUGAUAUAGCAGUAGGUGCCCCAUUUGGAGGCCCCAAUGGACGGGGCCGAGUAUUUAUAUUCCAGGGACAGGAUGAGGGCCUGAGCCCACGACCAUCACAGGUUCUUGAUAGCCCUUUCCACCAAGGUCCUGGCUUUGGCUUUGCCCUGAAAGGGGCCACUGACAUUGAUGCUAAUGGAUACCCAGACCUGCUGGUGGGAGCAUUUGGAGCCAACCAAGUGGCCGUAUACAGGGCCCAGCCCGUGGUGUGGGCCACUGUUCGAUUACUGGUGCCAGAGGUACUGAACCCAACUGUGAAGAACUGUACACUUUCCAACCCAAAGACCACAGUUGCAGUCAGCUGUUUCAAAAUCCAGAUGUGUAUGAGCAUCACUGGGCACAGCAUUCCAGAGAAGCUUCGUAUAAAUGCUGAGCUGCAGCUAGACCGGAUGAAACCACGACAGGGCCGGCGGGUGCUUUUGCUGGGUUCUCGGCAAUCAGGCACCACUCUAGACUUAGAACUAAGCAGUGGACAUGUCCCUUUCUGCCAUGACACUGAGGCUUUCUUAAGGGAUGAGGCUGAAUUCCGAGACAAGCUGAGCCCCAUCGUGAUUAGCCUUAAUGUAUCCCUAAAGAGCAAGGGUGCUGAAGGGCCCCUGCCCCUCAUCCUGAAUGGAGACACUCAUGUCCAGGAGCAGACUCGCAUCAUCCUGGACUGUGGGGAAGAUGAUCUCUGCGUGCCCCAGUUACAACUCAAGGCCAGCGUGGAAGGCUCUCCACUUGUAAUUGGGGCAGACAACGUGCUGAAGCUGCAAGUAGACACCUCCAAUGAGGGGGAAGGUGCCUACGAGGCUGAGUUGGCCAUCCAUCUGCCCCAAGGCUCCCAUUUCAUGCAGGCACUGAGUGACAUCAAGAACUUUGAGAAACUACUUUGUAUCCAGAAGAAGGAGAAUGAGAGUCAAUUAGUGCUGUGUGAACUGGGCAACCCCAUGAAGAAGGAUGCCAGGAUAAGAGUCCUUAUGCUGGUGAGCGUAGGAAACUUGGAAGAAGCUGGGGACAGUGUCUCCUUUAUGCUGCAGAUUAAGAGCAAGAAUCGUCAAAAUCCCAACAGUGAAGCUUUUCUACUAGACGUCCCAGUCAGAGCCAAAGCACUUGUGGAGCUGUUUGGGAACUCUUUCCCAGCUACCUUAGUAUUCUCCCCACCUCCUGAGGAGACCCUGAGGAACAAGGAUCCAACAACUGUGAACAGAAAUACCCACAAAAUGGAAGAUGCUUCCAAGGUGGAACAUGCAUUUGAGCUCCAUAACCAGGGUCCAGGGGCAGUGAGUGAACUUCAGCUUUGGGUAGGUUUCCCUAGCCGUUCUGAGAGUGAUGACCUGCUCUACGUGCUGGAUGUUCAGUAUCAUGGGGGCCUCCAGUGCUCUGUUCAGCCUCCUCCCAAUCCUUUUAAUUUGAAAGUUGGCCAAUCCACCCCUGCUCCCAGCUCUACCCCCGCCCACCCUUUCCAGCAUGAACGAGAAAGGCGGAGUGCUUUUAUCCCAGAGCAUCUGGGAUCCUCUGGGCAGCAAGAACCAAUACUUCUGAAUUGUGACGCUUGGCCCUGCACCUGGGUGGAGUGUAAGCUGAAGCAGAUGGAGCGGGGUCAGCGGGCCAUGCUCACCAUAUCCACCAUGCUAUGGAUGCCUGGCCUCCUCAAGAGACCUUUGGAACAGUUUGUCCUGCAGUCUAAAGCCUGGUUCAACGUCUCUGGGCUGCCUUACGAUGUGCCUGCAGAGAGCCUGCCUCAUGGACAUGUCGUGGUGGAGACCAAGCUGCUUCAGGUCCGCCUGGAAGAAACGGAGAUCCCCACCUGGUGGGUGGUCGUGGGUGUGAUAGGUGGACUACUUUUGCUGGUCUUGCUCAUCCUUGUAAUGUGGAAGGUUGGCUUCUUCAAAAGGAAUCGGCCACCUCUAGAAGAAGAGGAAGAAGAGGAAUAAAUAAAUCUUCUCCUCCCUCCUACUCUGAAGGGAGGACUGUUCUCGUACUUGGGUUUGUUGCCCUUUUUGCCCUGCCUUCUCUCCAUUGACUGUAUCUACCUGUCCCAAUCCCUAAAGCCACUCAUCGUGAGUAUGGAGGGUAAGGGAAGGAAGGCAUGGUAGAACCUGGCCAGACAAGCCCUUCCAAAUACAGGCUGCUCUUGCUAAACCUCCAUUUAAGACAGAUCCUUCUGGUUUUGUUAUAAUUCCCAGAAAAAUGAACCCUAAUAAAUGAAUCUGACACCAUA